AUGUUUUAAAAUAUAAAGAAUGUCUGCGACCUAUCUUUGAUGUUUCUCCAGUUUUGGUUUUUUUAUCAUCUGAGAUAAUCAAUGCUGUAAAAAUGUACAAAUAUAAUUUGAGCAAGGUUGAUAAUGAGGUUGAAGAACUGGAAGAUGUCAAAAUUUGUUCCUUUCAGCUAAAUGCAAUUAAAAAGAUAUAUGAAGUUUUUAAAGGAAUUACAAGUGACAAUGUUAAUUCCUUCAGAAUCAUGAUUAUCGAAUUAUAUCACCUUUUUAUAUUGUGUUAUUUGCCUGAUGCAGUAGAAGGAAAAUAUCUGGAAUGUGUGAAAAACGUGUUGCUGAAAAAUGUUCAACCAAUGACAGCACUUUUGUUUACCGACUCUUUGUUUAUGACAUCUGUUCUUCAAAUAAACACAGAAGCAUUUGAAAGUGAAUAUCAACUAGCUGUUAUUUUGCUAAAAUUGGUGUCUAUGGAUUUUCUUCAGUCACCUGUAGACGUUUCUGCGAUUUCUUCGGAGUACGUGUUUACGAAUUUUUUUUCAAUUCUGGAAGAAAAUAAACCUGUUGAUGAUCUAACAUUUUUAUCAAUUCGAAUACCGCAUUCAUUGUUUAGUCGAAGUGAAGAUCUUAGGUUAUCUACACUAUAUGAGAUUGCAUAUGCUCAUCUUUCAACUUAUUUAAAAUGUAUUUCUGAUUCUCAGUUCUUGAAUUUGAAAGACAUCAUAAAAAAGCACUUAACUUCAGACAUCCCUACUGUUUCUCUGCUGAUUUCAGAUACUGUUAUGUAUCGUUUGAGAUGCAGUUCUACUGAAUAUUUAUGUACCUACUGCAUAUCCUUUGCUGAAAACUGGUCACAAAUUGAUACUUCAAUCAACAUGCAGAUUUUCCUUAAAAGGAUGUUGAAAUUUUUGCCUUUCCAUGAAAAAAAGAAGGUAUUUGGAAAAAAAAGUGGCACAUUACAAAUUUUAGAAAUGGAUUCUCAUAAGUUGCAGCAUAGGUAUGGAAUACCUGAACUUUCACAAUCCCCACCUGAGAGCAUAUUUGAUCCAAAUGAACAGAUCUGUUUGCUUAUGCGUCAUACAGAGGGGCCUUUCCCAAAUGACAUACAGAGGAAAAAUGAAAAAUAUUGCAAACUUUUGGAACUGUGUGCCCUCUUUGUGAAUAUAGCUCAGUGUGCUGUACUACUUAAAUUUACAGAAUUUGCUAGUCAUAUGUUCAAAUCUGAAGUGUUUGAAGUGCAGAUGGCAGUUUUGACAUUUGUAAAGGCAUGGAAGAAAAAGAAUAUUUCAAGUGCAGAACCUCAAUUUGAAGAAACACUAAAGAAUUUUGCAAUGCUAGUUGCUGAAACACUAUGCUGCAAAAAUUACAUAGUACAGAAUGAAGCUGUCAGUACCUGUGUCACUUUAUUUAAGUUUAAUCCUCAGAUCAGAAUAAUGAAAGAAAUUCUGGGGAUACCUUCUGCAACAGUUUUAAAAUCUCACAUAGCUGCUAUUCCAUUGCACAGUUUCUUGUCUGAAAAAGAGCAAAAUAAGAACUUCCAAACGCAGUUAUCAUUAUUUAAAGAUUUACUAAGUGCAUCUUCAAAAAGUUGAAAAACUGCUAUUCCUUUUAUUUUCAAAUGAAUGAGCUGGUGAUUCCUAAUUUAUAACUAACUAAUGAAUACAUAUGAACUGUUGGCAAAAAUAAAAUUUUAACAGUAGCUCAAGAACCACUUAAACUAGAUUUGGUUUUAAAUAAAGUAGUAGUAUAAAUUGUCAGACACUGAAAACUGUUUUGUAGUAUGUAUAUCUUCUUUAACAUAUCAAAUUAAAUUUUGUUUUAAAAUGAAUAAUUUUAAAAUAUUUUUUUUAUAUAAUUAAAAGGGGAAAGUAUGCA
This is a messenger RNA of Stegodyphus dumicola, 1866 nucleotides long. RefSeq lists its product as uncharacterized. The record is from RefSeq and is a predicted model, not a curated record. Lineage: Eukaryota; Metazoa; Arthropoda; Arachnida; Araneae; Eresidae.